AUGGCAGAUGUUUCGGUGGCCAACUCAGCGCUACGUUCGCGUGGUCACGCACCUGAGAGCAGCGAGAAAGAAGCAGAAGUUUCCUCCUCCUCAUCACACAGCGCAUCUAGCUCCGAUGCUCGGCCUACCAUCAGUGCUGCAGAGAAGAAUGCCAGUGCCGGAGAAGAGAUCGUCGAAACGGAUGCUGACCUGGAAGAUCCACUCGAUCCAGAGCUCAAAGACAUCCCACCCCAGGUCCUUCGGGUCGUCAGUCUUCACGACGAUACGACAGAGCCAUGUCUGACAUUUCGAUACUUCCUCCUUGCAACCCUCUUCGUCGCUCCAGGCGCUUUUCUCAGCCAAAUGAAUAGCUUUCGGACGACAUAUGCACCCUACAGCGUCUUCUUCGUCCAGAUCGCGAGCAACUAUGUUGGGAUCUGGUUGGCGAAAAUCUUGCCGAAGAAAAAGAUCAGAGUCCCAUUCACGAAGUGGAGCUUUAGCAUGAACCCAGGCCCGUGGAAUACUAAAGAACAUGUUCUCAUUACCAUCACCACGACUUCAGGGGCUACGGGCAACUUGGGUGUCACGCCGCUCGCCUUGGCAGAUCUGUACUACAACCAACCUGUAAAUGCUGCUGCGUCAAUCUUCUUCAUGCUAGCAAUCGUGUGGACGGGAUAUAGCUUCGCUGCCAUUGCGAGGCAGGUAUUGAUGUAUGAUCCUGCGUAUCCUUGGUUUCAAUCACUUUGUCAGACGGCCUUGUUUGAAACGCAGAAGAAACAGCGUGAGGCACCUUCCAAGACUGCUAAGAAGCAAAUGUGGGUCUUCUGGAGUGUGUUGUUUGGCAUUGCGCUGUGGCAGUUUAUGCCUGAGUUCAUUAUGCCCUUUUUCGGCUCCAUGGCUUUCCUCUGUUGGGUGGCACCUCACAACAAAGUCGCGAACUUCCUUGGAUCAGGACUAGGAGGUAUGGGGUUCUUGAACUUCACUCUAGAUUGGGCGAAUGUGUCGAACUACAAUGCCGGUGUGAACUUGUUCCUAAGUCCUUGGUGGACGCAGGUUGUGCUAUUCUGCUCGUUCGUGAUGUGCUGUUGGGUGCUCAUGCCGGCGGCGCAGUACGGCAAUCUGGGCUCAUAUCACUUCGGCCUCCAAACCAACAGGCCCUUGCGUGAGAACGGCACUGUAUAUCCUGUUGCAGAACUGGUCACAGCUGGCAAUCAGUUCAAUCAGACCGCUUUCGAUGCCAAUGGACCGGUCUAUCAGGGUACACAGCAGCUUUGGUCCAUGUUCUUCGAUUAUGCUUCGUAUACUUCGGCAUACGCUUGGUUGCUUUGUUUUGGAGGGGGGCAGAUCAAAGCAGCUUUCCGAAAGUUCCGCUCGCGAACACACAAUCCAGGCGAGGGAAUCAACCAUCAAUACACCGACCGUCUGAAUGUUCUGAUGCGGAGCUACCAAGAAGUACCUCUGUGGUGGUACUUUGCACUCUUCCUCGCCUCCUUUGUCUGUCUCGUUACAAUAGCAGCCACUGGUCAAAUAUUCAUUCCCGUCUGGACAUACUUCAUUGCAAUCGCCACCGGAGCCUUCACAAUCAUCCCGCUCGGCUGGCUCUUCGCAGUCUCAAAUUUCCAACUCCCCAUCGGCACCUUCAACGAACUCCUCUACGGCGUAAUGGUCGAAAGCCUAUCUUCCAACCGCAACCCAGCCGGCGCAUCAGUCUACGGUUCCAUUGCAGGCGACGCCUGGUAUCGUGCACAGUACAUGCUACAAGACCAGAAAAUAGGACACUACAUGCACAUUCCACCCCGAGCAGUCUUCGUCAGUCAAAUCUAUGGCUCACUAAUUGGCGUCCCGAUCAAUUACGGCACGAUGCGCUGGAUCCUCAGCUCCAAACGCGACUACCUCAYAGGAGUCACCACAGAUCCCGCACACAUCUGGACAGGCCAAACCAUCACAACAUCACUCAGCACAGGAGUCCAAUACGUCCUCAUCGGUCCCUCACGAUUAUUCAAAGAAGACAUCUUCAAACCCCUCCCAUACGCCUUCCUCGUCGGCGCCAUCGUCCCCAUCAUCCUCCUUGCUCUGCAUCGCUUAUUCCCCCAAGCGAAAUUCCAUCUCUGGAACUCCACCAUUUUCUUCUCCGGCGCUUCGAUUUUCUACGGUAACAUCUCCACGGGAUAUUUCUCACGCUUUAUUGGUGGUUUCGUCGUCAUGUUCUGGGCUUAUCGAUAUCGCUAUGAGCUUUGGAGUCGGUAUAAUUAUAUCCUUGCGGCGGCUUUUGAUGCGGGAUUCAAUUUGAAUAUGUUGUUGAUCUUCUUGGCUUUUGGGGCUGGGAAGGUCGUGAAAAUGCCGCAGUGGUGGGGGAAUGAUGGGGAUAGUGUCGAGCGGUGCUUUGCUUUGCCUAAUGGUGGGCCUGUGAAGAAUGAAUGA
Messenger RNA from Ramularia collo-cygni, 2400 nucleotides. Its product is annotated as related to sexual differentiation process protein isp4. The record is from RefSeq and is a predicted model, not a curated record. NCBI's taxonomy places the organism in Eukaryota, Fungi, Ascomycota, Dothideomycetes, Mycosphaerellales, Mycosphaerellaceae. The transcript has 4 exons. Gene Ontology annotation, molecular function: oligopeptide transmembrane transporter activity. Gene Ontology annotation, biological process: transmembrane transport. The coding region runs from base 1 to 2400 and encodes 799 amino acids.